AUGCUAGCGUACGACAAAAUUGUGCUGUUUGGCGACUCGCUGAUCCAGUUUUCAGUUGGCGACGGCGGUCUCACCCCCUGUCUCAUGAACCACUACCAGCGGCAGCUGGACAUCCUUGUGCGCGGCUUCUCGGGGUACAAUACAGAGUGGUGCAAGGACAUGCUACAGCCUGUCCUCGAAGGUGUGGGACCGGGGAAAAUAGCUGCAGUCGUGAUUUUUCUUGGCACCAACGAUGCUGCCGCACAGGGCUCCCUACAGCACGUCAGCGUCGAGCAGUACCAGGCCAAUCUUCAGCACAUGGCCGAGGUUGCUGCCCAGUUCACGUCCAAGGUAGUUCUCGUCGGCACAGCGAUCAUGGAUGAGAAAAACCCGGCCCAGGAGCCCGGUCUGCGCACCAACCACAGCCUGUUCAAUUACGGCCGUGCAUGCCGCAGGGUGGCCAACGACCUUGGGAUUCCGUUCGUUGACCUUGCUAGCGAAAUCUACAAAAGCCUAGGGGUGUCUGACUACAAUGCUGCCAUGCCCGGGGAUGCAGACUACACGGGCGAGAUCAGUGUCGACGGGCUGGUUCCUGACGGCCUGCACUUUUCCGCGGACGCCUACAAGAUCUUUUUUGAUGCUCUGCUGCGGGCCCUCGAUAUCCCGGCGGAGCAAACAGUGAUGCCUCCAUGGCGGUCAAUUUCGGGCGCUCACGAUAUCAAGUAUGCACGGACUGUGCUUGAGCGCCGAACCCCGUGA
Wickerhamiella sorbophila is the source of this 738-nucleotide messenger RNA. Its product is annotated as Isoamyl acetate-hydrolyzing esterase. Lineage: Eukaryota; Fungi; Ascomycota; Dipodascomycetes; Dipodascales; Trichomonascaceae. The coding region runs from base 1 to 738 and encodes 245 amino acids. The transcript has a single exon. The record is from RefSeq and is a predicted model, not a curated record.